AUGAGGGAGCAAUACUGCGAUGUCUACAAAACGUGGAACGUGGGGUUCUUGCAAGCUGGUGUGGAUUUGAUCCACCCAGCCCCGACGACCUUGCCUACUUGGCGAACAUAUCCACCGUACGUUGUCGAGCCCGUCAACGAGGAAGACGGCGAUGACGAUGAUGACGACGACAACGAUGAUGAUGAUGAUGAUGAUGGCGCCGGCGGGAUCAUUACGAGCUGCAAGCUAUGGUUUUUCAAUAUAUGCCUUGGUGGGCGGUUCAAGUCGAUCAGAUGGACCCUCCCUCCCGGAAUCUACCCACCCGUCGGCCGGGACAACAAGCUCACAUACAGCGACGAGCCGUCCUGCCAGACCGAGUCGGCAAAGCUCUGCUCCACGACGGUCUUGAAGUCGGAGACCCUGGUCGGAACCAUCACGUCCACGGUCACUGCCACUUCAGCCGCCUGCGAAACCGUAUACGACUGCUCCUUAACGGACUGGGAGUCGACCACAACCACCAAGGCACCAAUUUGCGAGCCCACGUCGAGCAGCGGCGGCGAAUAUCAGCCGCCUGCGGCCGGGUGCCCGGCUCCGGCCAUCGUCUACCCCAAGGAUCCAGAGAACCCCGAUGUCGAGUACGCAUACUACUACGAGGAGUCAAACUACAACACCGGAUUUCCCUUUGAGGUGGAGGACACCCCCCAGGAUUGGAACCUCCCCCUCCCCCUGAGCCAUCGAACGAGUUGCGAGAGAAAUUUGACCCCCUGA
Molecule: messenger RNA, 747 nt
Organism: Penicillium samsonianum
Lineage: Eukaryota; Fungi; Ascomycota; Eurotiomycetes; Eurotiales; Aspergillaceae
Exons: 5
Coding region: 1-747 (248 amino acids)
Source: RefSeq, a predicted model, not a curated record